This is a messenger RNA of Phlebotomus papatasi, 936 nucleotides long. RefSeq names its product 60S ribosomal protein L8 (gene RpL8). Lineage: Eukaryota; Metazoa; Arthropoda; Insecta; Diptera; Psychodidae. Gene Ontology annotation, cellular component: cytosolic large ribosomal subunit; ribosome. Gene Ontology annotation, biological process: cytoplasmic translation. Gene Ontology annotation, molecular function: RNA binding; structural constituent of ribosome. Bases 104 to 883 code for a protein of 259 amino acids. The record is from RefSeq and is a predicted model, not a curated record. The transcript is spliced from 3 exons.
GAGUGAAAUCCCGUCAGAGGGCGCUGGUGUGCAGUGAGAAGACCUGGUUCUGUCUUUCUGUUCUCUCUUUUCGAGUUUUGAGAACGUGGGAAAAUCACCCAGAAUGGGACGUGUAAUUCGUGCUCAGCGUAAAGGAGCGGGAUCUGUGUUUAUUGCACACACCGCUAAGCGACGGGGAGCUGCCAAAUUCCGGCAGUUGGACUUCUCCGAGCGACAUGGAUACCUCAAGGGAGUCGUUAAGGACAUUGUUCAUGAUCCAGGCCGUGGUGCUCCACUAGCCAUUGUCCAUUUCCGCGAUCCCUAUCGCUAUAAGAUCCGCAAGGAAUUGUUUAUUGCUCCCGAGGGCAUGUACACCGGGCAGUUUGUCUACUGCGGUCGCAAGGCCAAUUUGCAGAUUGGGAAUGUGAUGCCUGUGGGUCAGAUGCCCGAAGGUACCAUUGUUUGCAACUUGGAGGAGAAGACUGGCGAUCGUGGACGCCUUGCCAGAACAUCCGGAAACUACGCCACGGUUAUUGCUCACAAUCCGGACACCAAGAAGACACGUGUAAAGCUUCCCAGUGGCACCAAGAAGGUCGUCUCCUCGUCCAAUCGUGCAAUGGUUGGAAUUGUAGCUGGUGGCGGAAGAAUUGACAAGCCCAUCCUGAAGGCAGGACGUGCCUAUCACAAGUACAAGGUGAAGAGGAACGCCUGGCCAAAGGUUCGUGGUGUUGCCAUGAAUCCUGUGGAGCAUCCUCACGGUGGUGGUAAUCAUCAGCACAUCGGUAAGGCCUCCACUGUUAAGAGGGGUACUUCUGCUGGUCGCAAGGUCGGUCUGAUUGCUGCCAGGCGUACCGGAAGGAUCCGUGGUGGCAAGGGAGAAGAGAAGAAGGAUACAGGAAAGUAAAAAUUGUAUUCCUGAUUCUCAAUAAAUUUCCUGGCAUAAUUUUUAAAGAACAA